Penicillium chermesinum is the source of this 393-nucleotide messenger RNA. RefSeq lists its product as uncharacterized. The transcript is spliced from 2 exons. The coding region runs from base 1 to 393 and encodes 130 amino acids. The record is from RefSeq and is a predicted model, not a curated record. NCBI's taxonomy places the organism in Eukaryota, Fungi, Ascomycota, Eurotiomycetes, Eurotiales, Aspergillaceae.
AUGCCGUUACAGGACUCCGAACAUUCAAACUUUAAUGGCGAAUCGAGCACGGAUCUUGUUGUCGGUGUAACCAGCGAACAGGGUCUGGCCGUCGGCGGACCAGGCGAGAGAGACACACUCGGGGUCACGGCUCUUCUUGCCCUUCUCGACGUACUCGGGCUUGAGCUCAUCAACCUUGCUCUUCUUCUCGAGGUCGAAGAUGGUGAUGGAGCUGCUGGUGGCAGCGCACAGCCAGUAGCGGUUGGGGGAGAAGACGAGAGCGUGGAUCUCAUCGCCGGCGUGGAGGGAGUAGAGGUGCUUGGACUCGUUCAGAUCCCAGAGCAUGGUGGUGCCGUCCUUGCCACCGGAGGCGCAGAGGGAUCCAUCGGGGAGAUGGUGACAGUGUUGAUGUAG